Molecule: messenger RNA, 1184 nt
Organism: Betta splendens (Siamese fighting fish)
Lineage: Eukaryota; Metazoa; Chordata; Actinopteri; Anabantiformes; Osphronemidae
Product: polyamine-modulated factor 1-binding protein 1-like
Exons: 3
Coding region: 1-477 (158 amino acids)
Source: RefSeq, a predicted model, not a curated record
AUGAGACUCACAGUUUCCACCGUUCUUCACCACGUGUGGUCAGAGUUUGGCCUCGUUGACUUGGUUAUUACUGUUACUCUGAUCAUCUUCACCACAUGGAAAUGGAAACGUGAGAAAUCAGAGCUGUUAAAGACAAAUGCUCAUCUCACAGAGGAGUCACUACAGAGUCAGAGAGCGAGGGACGAUGCGUUCGCUGCUCUGAUGGUGGUGAAGGAUGAGCUGCUGAACCAGAGGAGACGACUCCAAGCUCAGCUGGAGGAGGUGGAGCAGGAGCGAGAAGAAAACAAGCAGAAGCUCCAGUCUGUGGAGAAAGAAAUAACAAAGCAAGAGAUACUGUUCAACAAACCAGGGGAGUUGUUAAGAGAGAAGGAAAAUCUGCUGCGAGACCAGUGGAAACUGGACCAGACAAAGAAAGACACAGAGAAACAGCUGCUGAGCUCCGAGAGACUGCUGGAGCUCAUAGAGGCGAUCGAAUAGAAGAAAACAGCAAACAAAGCCUUCAGACACACAUUAGACUCCAUGAUGUUUAUAGGAACUGAGACAGUACUAGUGUAAAUAAAGACUAAGAUAUCAUCCACUCUCAAUCUCAAUGAGAUGCACGGAGGACGUGGACAUGAUGAAAACCCUGAAGUUAUAAAGCAGUUAGCAAAGUUAGGAACGUUUUAUCAGUUAAAAUAUAAAGCGUUUUAUAUUUGUGAUUUGAUUCCUUUGGUUUUUUACAUUUUUUAACAUUUUAGUUGCAAGAGUUAGUUUUUCUAACUAACAUAUUGUCUGGAUGCUCUCUUGUCUAGUUAAACUACAGUAGAACGUGUUGCUUUCAAUGUUUACUGGUGUUUAUUACUGUUGGAGAAUGAACUGGUCAAAGGUCGACGUUUGAAUGAGAGCGUGAUUCAGGUUUUAUAGGUUCCUUUCAUUCUACACUGAAGUCUGGGCCCUGAUUGAACAUUAACCAGUAAAUAACGACAGGCAGCUGCUCCUCUUGAGCUUAAGGAACCGGUCAGAUCUCACUGCAUUUGUGUUUGUUCACACUUGAAAUGUUUCCUAUGAUAGUGUUUUUACUAGGUUCACACAAGAAAAAUUAUGAAUGCUAACAAAUCUACACACACUCACAUCAAGUCUAAUUACUAUUAUCUAAUUACAUCUAAUUACUAGCUUUAGUUUUAUUAUACAUGCUACUGCAUGGA